GCAUUGACCGAAUCCGUCAAAGAUCAGCUCCUCAUCAUCUACUCAUCACUCAUCAAUAUAUCGAGCUCUGAAUAUCACUUAUAGCUAGGAGAAAGAAGCAGCAAUGGCGUCUCAGGAUCAGAGGUUCCAGGCAGGUGAAGCCAAGGGCCGUACUGAGGAAAAGACGGGCCAGAUGAUGGGUACGACGAGGGACAAGAUGCAAGCAGCCAAAGACAAGACCUCCGAGGUGGCCCAGGCGGCGAAGGACAAGACCAACGAGGCAGCCCAGGCUGCGAAAGACAAGGCGCAAUCAGCAAAAGACCGGGCCCAUGAGUCGAAGGACCAGGGGGGCAGCUACAUGGCUGAGAAGGCAGGGGCCGCAAAGGAGAAGGCCUCGGGUGGGGCCGAGUCGGCGCAUGAGACGGCCAUGGCCGGACAGGAUAAGACAGGGGGAGUGCUCCAACAGACUGGGGAGAAGGUGAAGGGGAUGGCACAGGGGGCGGCGGACGCUGUGAAACACACGCUGGGGAUGGACAAACCCAACGAGGAUGGUCCGACUAGGGAUUAUGAUUAGCCUAAUUAGUUCGGCGUGGGCUUCGAAAUGGGACAUGGUCAUAGGGUUAUCCUCGUACUGCUAGGAACGCGACAGAGGGUUGCAAAAUGUUGGUUCUCGUGAGGUUAUGUUGUUUUUGAUAUUUCUGUUCAGUCCACUGAAUAAAGAGUUCUAGUAAAGCCCAUGCACCUUUAACCUCGUUA
Molecule: messenger RNA, 735 nt
Organism: Punica granatum (pomegranate)
Lineage: Eukaryota; Viridiplantae; Streptophyta; Magnoliopsida; Myrtales; Lythraceae
Source: RefSeq, a predicted model, not a curated record